GAAAGACUAGUUUAUUGACUUACUGUCUCGUCGUUGUUUGAGAGAAACGUUUCUGUUCAGUUAACUUCAUCUCUUACGCAACAUGCCUGGCCCAAACAUCCAAUGAAGUAAUUAAUCAUCCACGAAGUCAAGCUUUGCCGUUAAGUUGGCAUAUGGUAGCCGCAUCGACCUGAAAACGACGGGAAAUGGCUUUCACCAUGCAUUCUGACGUUCGAUCGGCGAUUCAAAUCGCUUCCCGUUUCCGCCGCCGAGGCGGUCAACCCCGUCGCCUGUUAUUUCCAAUUUCGAUUGCCUUUGGCUCUCGAUUCGGUGGUUCUGUAGCGGCGGUGGAUGCGAGUGCAAAGGCAAGAGCUUUCUCCACGGGUAAUUCCGGAAAGGAUGAAUUAGAGAGCGUAGAGGCUAAAAAGAUGUCGGAGAAGCCGUCGAUAUGCACCGCCGAUGAGCUCCAUUACGUCUCUGCUAACAAUUCUCCUUGGAGGCUCGCUCUCUGGCGCUAUGUUCCUCCUCCAGAGGCUCCGAAGAGGAAUCAUCCACUUCUGCUGCUAUCAGGUGUAGGAACUAAUGCUAUUGGAUAUGAUCUUUCUCCUGGGUCAUCAUUUGCUCGUCACAUGUGUGGACAAGGGUUUGACACAUGGAUCCUUGAAGUAAGAGGAGCCGGACUUAGCGUGAAUGAAUCAGAUUUCAAAAAUAUUGAGAAUGCUUCUCAUGAAAUGUCUGAAGAUAUGAAGAGUGCCACUAGGAGUGCAAAUGAUGGGGAUUUAUCUGUAGCCAAGAAUUCAAGAAGUGCCUACAGAAACUUAGAAGAUUUUGACAUAGCUUUGGUCAAAGAAGACUCAGUAGAAAUCGGGACAGUCUUUGAUGAGUCAAGAUUAGUGAACCAGCUGACAGAAACAUUCAUGCGUUUGUCUGAAAGACUCUCCGGGUUUCUUAGUGAGAGUCAAUCAAAGAUUAUUUCUGCUAAGUUAGUUGAUCAAAUAUCUCGACUCUUACAAGAUUCAUUCCUAUAUGAGCGGUUCAAUGAGAUACGAAACAAUUUACUCAGUUUGCUGGAAACAAGGCAAAACUCUGCUGCUGUAAGCCAAAUUAGAGAUCUAAGCCAGAGGAUAGUAAAUAUCAUUGACGAAGGUCAGCGUUCUGUGUCACCCCCCCUGUUUAAUCUGCAAGAGCGUUUGGUCUCAACCAUAGACGAUUUCCAGAAACAACUAGAUUUAAUAGUCAAGUAUGAUUGGGACUUUGACAACUAUCUGGAAGAGGAUGUACCUGCUGCGGUGAGAUGGAAUAUAUAAGUGCCCAAACCAAACCAAAGGAUGGCAGAUUGCUUGCAAUUGGACAUUCCAUGGGAGGAAUCUUACUGUAUGGAAGGUUAUCACGAUGUGCUGCGGAAGGCAAAGAUCCUGGAUUAGCAGCUGUUGUAACUCUGGCAUCGUCACUUGAUUAUACACCAUCUAAAUCUGCACUCAAACUGCUUAUACCCCUUGCUGAUCCUGCCCAGGCACUCAAUGUACCUGUUAUUCCUCUAGGAUCAUUAUUGACAGCAGCUUAUCCCCUAACAUCUAGCCCUCCUUACGUUUUGUCUUGGCUCAAUGACAUGAUAUCUGCUGGAGACAUGAUGGCUCCAGAGUUGUUGAAAAAACUUGUUCAGAACAACUUUUAUAAUGUUAGCCGACCCCAAACUCUUUAGGGAUUAAGGCUUGGAUGUUGUUGUAUUUGACAGAUAAUCCUGGCUCAAAGAAAUAGUACCAUUCCAGCUAAACUUUUAAUACAGCUCACAACAGCUUUUCGAGAAGGUGGACUCCGUGAUAGAAGUGGUACAUUUAUCUACAAGGAUCACCUUCACAAAAUCAAUGUUCCAGUCUUAGCUCUUGCAGGAGACCGCGACUUGAUUUGUCCACCUGAAGCUGUUUAUGAAACUGUAAAGGCUAUUCCCGAGCACUUGGUCACCUAUAAACUAUUUGGGGAGCCCGAUGGUCCACAUUAUGCUCAUUAUGACUUGGUAGGAUGCCGAGUGGCUGCUGAACAAAUAUAUCCUUGCAUUAUCCAAUAUCUAUGCCAUCAUGAUGUCUGGCUGGAAUAAUGAGGAUGCCUGUUGUUUUGCUUGCUUCUAAUAUGGGUGUAUGAGGAUACAACUUCACCAAGCAAAUAGUUACAGUGGAAUUUGAAAUGUCACCUUUUAUGCCCUGUUUACCUGUUUGGAGUUGAUUAGUCAUCUCCAUUUCACCAUGCUUUUUGCACACAGCGUAUCUGUGUUUUCAGUUUAAGUUGAAAGAAGUUAUACAUAUAGUUUAAUACCGAAGAAAUACCUUUGAAUGUAUAUAUGACUAUAUUAAGCAUUACCUUUGAAUUUUCAUUACUACAGGCUUGAAUGUAUAUAUGACUAUAUUAGGCAAUACCUUUGAAUUUUCAUGUUGAAUAUGCGAAGUUUCUCUGAGUUAAAAUUUGAGAUUAUCUA
Messenger RNA from Cuscuta epithymum, 2449 nucleotides. Lineage: Eukaryota; Viridiplantae; Streptophyta; Magnoliopsida; Solanales; Convolvulaceae. The record is from the annotation of a GenBank genome assembly.